AUUUCAAUGGUUCAUUAUGAUUAUAAGAGCAUCUGAAUUAUUACGUCGUUUUACUAAGUUGUGUUUUAGCCUACAUACCAACCAAGCACACAACUAAUAAAAAUAACAACAACAACAAUAAUAUUCAGCAACAGCAAUAAUACUACGGUUCUCUUCGUAUAAUUAUUUGUCUUGUUGGGAUUAUAGUUGUACGUUUAGUAUAGGCUAUAAUAUUGUCUCAUCAAGAAUCAUCCAAUUAAAUCCGAAAGUAAGCCACAUUUGAUACAUAUUACAUAUUACCCAAAGACUGAUAUUUUCUCAGAAUGAGUCAAACACAAGUGUAAUUUCAUUCUAAACAUUUGGCGUUCCUGAAGUUGAAAUUUGCUUUCACUUUCGGGUGGAAAUAGAAAAACUAGGAAGUGCCAACAUGUUUUUGCACUUCGGGAUGGUGUGAGUGCAGAAGGACUAGGGUGAAGAUACUCUGAAUCCACGUGAUAAGCCACCUGUGUGGCAGCUGUGCAGGUGUGCAGUACCGUACAGUCAUCAUGGCUGUGAAUCAGAGAUCCCCUUUAAUUGCACCAGCAGACCUACUGAAGAAGGUUGCCCUGGACAGUGCCCAUUUUGGGCACGACCUCUACCUCAGUCACCACAAGACCCACGGCCCGGUGCUUAUUAAAACGCUCUACACAGGACGGCAGCUCAACGAGAGUAAGAGGAAAUCGCUUCUGAAAGAAGUUGAGCCGCUGCUCAGGCUGAACCACAGUCGCGUUCUAAGAGUCCUCGGGGUUGUUUUGGACGACGGGCCCUCUUUUCUGGUUAUGCAGUUCACCCCCAUUGGAAACCUUUCGGCUGUACUUGAAGAAGGGACUGUACCUGUGUCCAUCAAGGGGAGGAUCAUUUUGGACAUCCUUGACGGAAUGGUGUACUUAACAAACAGCGAUAUCGUACACGGGGACCUGAAGCCACAAAACAUUCUUGUUGGAGAGGAUUUUCACAUAAAGAUCGCAGACCUGGAACUGGCCAGCUGCCGGUCCUGGAGCAAGCUGACGAUGGAGGAGUCCCGCAGGCGGAGCAGGAAGGGCGUGUCCCGCAGAGCUUGCACCCUCUGCUACAUAGCCCCCGAAAACCGAGAGACAAUCAAUGCCCCCUUCACCCAAAAAUCUGACGUGUACAGCUUUGCGAUCAUCGUCUGGGUCAUUCUUACCCACAAGGAGCCCGAUAGCUUGGACAGUGGACCAGAUGAGAACCUCGUUCCUCCCUCCUCUCCGAUGGGGAUGGUGACACUGAUGAAGAACUGCUGGGUUCAGGAUCCGAACAAGCGGCCAACAUUUGAAGAAAGCUAUAAGAUCUUCCAGUGCUUCUACAGCGAUGAACUGGAAAAAAAUUUGGACAAAGAUUUACGUCUUAAGAAAUGUAUUGUGGACUCCGCUGGAAUUCAUACCAAUAAUAGUCAGCGUGAAAGCCCGGAUCUUGUGACCAAGAUGAGCGCUGUUGCGCUGAGUGAGCCGUGCUGGCAGACAGAUGCUCCAGGCGGGUCUCGUGAGGUUCCUCGGGACGCGCUCCGGCUGGAGUCGCUCCAAACGGACGCUCGCCUCCUCGAUCGCCGCUGGGCGCCCCACGGGAGCUUCCUCAGCUCCCCCGACCUGAGCGCGCCCCCCGCCCCGGCCGCCGGUCGGCCCCCCGUCCCGACGCAGGCCAGCCUGAAGCCGCAGCCCUGGCCCGGAGAGGACCCCCCGGCCGCCCCUCCCGACGUGACCAUGCGCGGGAAGAAGCCGGAGGGGCCGGGCGGCGCCGAGACCGGGCCCGGCUGGGCCCCGCAGCAUCCCAGCCAGCGAAUCCGGUCCUGGCCCGUGUUCCCGGAACCUGGGGCGCACGGCUGCGGGGCCGGGGCCGACUCCGCCAGGUCGCUGCACCGCCAGCGUUCGGCAGGCGUGGUCAUACAAUACGCAACUGCGGUACAGAUUGGGGAUAACAACCGGCUAACCCUCGAAAUGGGGGACUCGGGCGAGGAGGGCUUUCAGCCCAGUUUUGCCGACUGUCCACAUUAUGAAGAGCUGCUGCAGACAUACGAGGACCGCGCGGUGCGGCGGGAGCACCUGGACCUGCUGGCGCGGAACAUCGGGCGAAACUGGAAGAGCUGCGCCCGGGCGCUGGGCCUGACCGACGUGGAGGUGCAGACCAUCGGCUACGACUACAGCCGCGACGGGCUGGCCGAGAUGGUGCACCAGACGCUGGAGAAGUGGCGGAUGAAGACGGGCACCGUCGGGUGCACCACGGGCGCCCUCUGCCGGGCGCUCAGGGGCAGCGUUGGCGUGGACGUGCUCUGCCAGCUGCUGCGGAUGUGCCAGGGCGGGGCGACUCCCUACCCGCCCCCCCCCCGCCCCCCCCCCGUCUUUGGGCGCAACCUUAUGCUCGGGCCGUAGACCUUGCCGCCUUAUGGUAACGCGCUGAGAGUGAAGAUACGUUUACGGCAAUGUCUUCCACUCCGACAACGAAAAGCUGCUCUCAUUUCAGUUUCGUGUACGGUAAUAUUUUUUAAAAUGUGACGGCUUUAGAACUCGCGGUUAACUCAAGACAAACCGUUAGCCUACCCAGUGAGCAUUUCUGCGGUGAAACGUUGGUGAAACCCCAUCUAGGCAUUCAGGUGAAAACCCCAGCUACGCUUGGCUGAACGGUGAACGUUCUCUGGCUGACUAUCGCAUAGCCAGGCUACAUCGGGUACAUUGGGGUUAACCUUGUCCGUUUACGUCAAAAUGUCUCUCAACCUAGAUUUCCACCCCUCUACACGUCUAGGUUCUGGCAUUUGCUCACUGGGCACCGUGUAAAUAUUAUUAAUGACUGAUUUUAAAAAAUAUAUAUAUUUUUUUUAUUUAAAAAAAUAAUAAUAUUCGCAUUACCCCUUUAAAAGUAUUGAACAUUCCGAUGCAGCUCAUAACGGUUGUUACAUCAUUGUAUCAUGAAGGCCUCAUCCCCUGAAUACUUUGCAUUGAAUCACGUUUACUAGGAUAAUCACUCAUAUUUUAUUCAGUUACAUUAAAUAUUUUUAUACCAAAGAUGCUUUAUAAAACUAAUGUGCACAGUGCCGACAACUGUUACUCUGUUUUGUUGUUGUAUGACACUUAACUGUGCAACAGUUUCAUUCACAGCCAAUAUUUUUUUUGUUAGCGUUUUUGUAAUAAGAACCAGGAAUACAUUGAUUUCAGAGUUUACCCCAAUCUGCUGUACAUUUCUCAGCCCAGAUUUUUAGAUCAUCUCAUCAGUGUUUACACAAAUGUUCUCAGCACUGAUUACCGUGCAUUUGUACAAUGCAAAUGUCAUGCCAACAAAUAAAACAUGACAGAAAAACCUU
This is a messenger RNA of Anguilla anguilla (European eel), 3328 nucleotides long. RefSeq names its product receptor-interacting serine/threonine-protein kinase 1-like. Gene Ontology annotation, biological process: signal transduction; protein phosphorylation. The record is from RefSeq and is a predicted model, not a curated record. The transcript has 12 exons. Lineage: Eukaryota; Metazoa; Chordata; Actinopteri; Anguilliformes; Anguillidae. The coding region runs from base 525 to 2402 and encodes 625 amino acids. Gene Ontology annotation, molecular function: ATP binding; protein binding; JUN kinase kinase kinase activity.